Molecule: messenger RNA, 886 nt
Organism: Impatiens glandulifera
Lineage: Eukaryota; Viridiplantae; Streptophyta; Magnoliopsida; Ericales; Balsaminaceae
Product: adrenodoxin-like protein 2, mitochondrial
Exons: 7
Coding region: 111-677 (188 amino acids)
Biological process (GO): P450-containing electron transport chain
Cellular component (GO): mitochondrion
Molecular function (GO): 2 iron, 2 sulfur cluster binding
Source: RefSeq, a predicted model, not a curated record
CAAUUCCAAACGGAGCCUAAGGAGGCAAAAUCUCAGUUCGUCGUCUCCAUCUCGCACUACCUCACAGCCGCCCACAGGAAGCGGAGUUUGGAGGGGGGAUCGUCGUCUUAAUGGCGUUUAGAAUCAGAGCCUUUGCUAACAGAGCUGUAUACCUAUUGAGACGAUCAAUUUCCACUCCGUCUACUCAGCGCCGAACAAUCUUCAAUCUCUAUCCAUCUUCUCACUAUCUCCAAUCUUUCACAGGUCGCUCCAUUUUACUACCCCAGUUUAACUCUAGGUUAUUUUCAAGCACAAAACCUCAAGAGGGAGGAAAUGAAGAAAAAAUAUCAGUGUCAUUUCUUGAUAAAGAUGGAGAAGUGAAACAUGUAAAUGUACCUAUUGGCAUGUCUAUGCUUGAAGCAGCCGUCGAAAAUGAUGUUGAAAUAGAAGGAGCAUGUGAUGGAUGCCUUGCUUGUUCCACUUGCCAUUGUAUUGUGAUGGACAUAGAAUACUACAAUAAGCUAGAAGAUCCAACUGAUGAAGAAAAUGACAUGUUAGAUCUUGCCUUUGGCUUGACAAAAACAUCUCGCCUCGGUUGUCAAGUCAUUGCAAAACCAGAACUUAAUGGAAUGCGCUUGGCUGUUCCUACUGCCACAAGAAACAUUUCUACAGAUCAAUUGAAACAAAACUCUCUAUGAGUUCUGAUUACAAAUGAAUUAGAAAAGCUGAUCUUGGUGGAUUAAAGGAAACUUUGCCUGCUCUAAUAGCGUAUUGCAGAAAUUUGGCCCUAUUUUCUUCAGCUUUUCUUGAUUAAAUUUUGUUAAAGAUUACAAAGGUUUUGAUUAUCUUAUUUAGAAGUGUCUAGUUGUAAACUACUAUGGGAGAUAAAAUCAAAUACAAAUUUGAA